AUGACGAUGAAGAAAAUCUCAACUGAAACAGAGAAGGCUAGGGCUGAUGAUGACCGUUGCAAAUCCUUCGCAGCGAGGCCUGUCCAGGCGAAGAAGCAAUCGGUGAAACUUUCUCAAAACACUAAAUCAGUGAUUAAGAUAAAACUGAAGAAGCCGCCUUGCAACUCUGUUUCAACAAGGCCGAAGAAGCGGUCUAUUCCGGAAGUUUCUGGAACAAACCCUAAAGCUGUUGUAGCCGCCGUUGUGAAGAAGAACGACAAGGAAACGUUGGAGCUGUUCGACAUAGCCAAGAAAUCAGCGGAUGUGGCCAACGCGAAGGGGCUUCUCGCGGCUAAAGCAGAGACAUCAAUCUGUGUGGAUACUCUCUCUUUGCUCAUCAGUUUGCCAAUCAGCGCAACGGCUCCGAGAAUCAUGGAUAGGCUUGGGCAUCUCACAAGGCACAAGGACCGCAAAAUCUGCAACUCCGCGUCGGCUCUUUUUCAACAUUGGAGUCAGAGCAUCAGAGAUCAACAACGCUAA
Molecule: messenger RNA, 519 nt
Organism: Raphanus sativus (radish)
Lineage: Eukaryota; Viridiplantae; Streptophyta; Magnoliopsida; Brassicales; Brassicaceae
Exons: 1
Coding region: 1-519 (172 amino acids)
Cellular component (GO): nucleus
Source: RefSeq, a predicted model, not a curated record